GUGACCACCCCGGUUCCGGUUCCGGUUCCGGUGAGGGAUGGCGGCGGCGCUGGCGGCCCGAGGCCCGGGGACGGGACGUACUUCACUUUAUGGCAUUACAAAAUUACUACAUAAGCACGGAAGGAUUUUGUGUCAAUUACCAUGCAAGUCAUCAAGCCAGAGGAGGGCGUUCACAAAUAAGAACAUGGCUGUCGAACUGGACACCAACACAGGAGUGGCUGUGAUUAAAAUGCAGAAGCCUCCUGUUAACAGUCUCAGCCUGGAAUUUCUCACGGAGUUUGCAAUUAGCAUGGAAAAGCUGGAGAUGGAUCGGGAAUGUCGUGGAGUGAUUCUCACUUCUUCUAUUCCCAACAUCUUUUCUGCUGGUUUGGAUAUCACCGAGAUGUGUGGGAAGUCCCCAGAACAUACGGGGGAGUUCUGGAGAUCAGUGCAGGAAAUGUGGUUGAAACUCUACGGAUCCAGCCUAGUGACCAUCGCUGCCAUCAAUGGAGCCAGCCCAGCUGGGGGAUGUCUCAUGGCUAUGUCAUGUGACUACCGAAUCAUGGCAGAUCACCCAAAGUAUCAAAUCGGCCUGAACGAGACGAAGCUGGGGAUUGUUGCACCGUUCUGGUUCAAGGACACAAUAACAAACACCAUAGGGAGGCGGGCAGCCGAGCGUUCCCUCCAACUUGGCCUCUUGUACCCUGCCCCAGAGGCUUUGAGAAUCGGACUUGUCGAUCACCUCGUACCACAGGAUAAAGUUAUGCCAACUGCUUUAAGCACCAUGUCAGAAUGGUUGACUAUUCCAGAUCACGCUCGACAGAUCACUAAGGCCAUGAUGCGGAAGCCAACACUCGAUCGGCUUUUGACUCAACGCGAAUCAGAUAUACAAAAUUUUGUCAAUUUUGUCAGCAAAGAUUCUAUUCAGAAAUCGCUUGAGAUGUACAUGGGGAUGCUAAAACAAAGAAAAAGCUGAGUUACCUUGUCCUUAUGCAGGGAGGCUCAGCUUACUGGAUAAUUACUCCUGGGACUCUCUUAAUAUCACUUCUCUUUAAUUGUUCCAAAAGAUUUGGGAAUGUUUCUGUUAUGUUAUCAAUGACAGGUUUCAGCCUUUUCCAAAUGACUACAAGACAGACUGAAUUAGUGUCCAGACCAUUGCAAUAUAAAAUAUGCAAUAAAGUGCCUAAAUUUGUGCCAGUCUCUUGAUUGUGUAGAUUAAUCAAGGAUAAUGCCUCAAUAAUAAUAUUUUCAUGGUGUAUCUACUAUUUUUACUUAUUUGGUUGAAUCUUUCGAAAGCAAGUCCAGGCAUUAAUUUGGGCAUUCAGCACUUAAACUUUGUUGGGAUGCUAAACUUGUUUUUCGUUUUCCAGAGAACUUUUUAAAGAAUGUCUCUUUCAAAUGAGUAAGUGAUUUGUAGUAAUCUGUUCUAUGUAUGGAACCAAAUCUGCAGAGUGGCUUACAUUAGGGGACAGAAUAAACUUUUAUACAACUGUCUUUCUCUAUGAUCUUAACAUAGUUGUUGUAGGUGAGUGAAAGAUAACUGACAAUCGGGUGAUUGAGAUAAAGUAUGAUUUGUCACAUGUACCGAGGUACAGUGGAAUACACUUUGGUAUACAGUUCAGAACAAGUAUCACUAUACAUAAACGCUUAGAUACAUCUUAGAUGAGCACCUCAGAUACAGUACAAGUGUAUAGCAGUAGCACACUGAGACAGUACACAGAGUCGACAGCUUGGCAUCAUUUUCAAGUCCUCACUGUGAUGCACCAGGUGUUAGAAACACAAAAAUAGGUGCAGGAGUAGGCCAUUCAGCCCUCCGAGCCAGCACCACCAUUCAAUAUAAUCAUGCCUGAUCAUCUAAAAUCAGUACCCCAUUCCUGCUCUUCCCCGCCAUAUCCCUUGAUUCCUUUAGCCCUAAGAGCUAAAUCUAACUCCCUUGAAAAGAUCCAGUGAAUUGGCCUCCACUGCCUCUGUGGCAGAGAAUUCCACAGAUUCACAACUCUCUGGGUGAAGGAAGUUUUUCCUCAUCUCAGUCCUAAAUGGCCUGCCCCUUAUUUUUAAACUGUGACGCCUGGUUCUGAUCUCCCCUAGCAUUGGGAACAUUUUUCCUGUGUCCUACCUGUCCAAUCCUAUAAGAAAGCCACUCUUGUGGUAAUAGUGUUUGUGCAGCUGCUGCAGUCAGAACAUAGAACAGGAUGGCACAGAAACAGGCCCUUUGGCCCAGAAUGUCCAUGCCAAGUUAAACUAAAACCAGGUCUUUGGUCGGUGGUGAACUCUGGGAUGAUCUAAGUGGGUUAUUUGCUGAUGAGAAUGUUGUUGAUGUCAAGGUGAGGUGAUUACUGUUCCUCUAGUUGGAGAUGGUCAAUGCCUGGCACUUUCAUGAUGUGUACAGAGGUUGUCACGUUUCAUUCACAGCAGGUAUGCUUGUCAUGUCUUGCUUCAUUAUCUGAAAAUCUGCUAUUGGAAUCGACCACCAUUGUAAUUAUUCAAUACAAAUUUUGAAAACUU
Leucoraja erinaceus (little skate) is the source of this 2484-nucleotide messenger RNA. It is a transcript of the gene eci1, whose product is annotated as enoyl-CoA delta isomerase 1. The record is from RefSeq and is a predicted model, not a curated record. Gene Ontology annotation, cellular component: mitochondrion. The transcript has 7 exons. Bases 38 to 955 code for a protein of 305 amino acids. Gene Ontology annotation, molecular function: enoyl-CoA hydratase activity. NCBI's taxonomy places the organism in Eukaryota, Metazoa, Chordata, Chondrichthyes, Rajiformes, Rajidae. Gene Ontology annotation, biological process: fatty acid beta-oxidation.